Molecule: messenger RNA, 1350 nt
Organism: Lachancea thermotolerans CBS 6340
Lineage: Eukaryota; Fungi; Ascomycota; Saccharomycetes; Saccharomycetales; Saccharomycetaceae
Gene: TUB2
Product: beta-tubulin
Exons: 2
Coding region: 1-1350 (449 amino acids)
Biological process (GO): microtubule cytoskeleton organization; mitotic cell cycle
Cellular component (GO): microtubule; cytoplasm
Molecular function (GO): GTP binding; GTPase activity; structural constituent of cytoskeleton
Source: RefSeq, a predicted model, not a curated record
AUGAGAGAAAUUAUUCACAUUUCUACCGGUCAGUGUGGUAACCAGAUUGGUGCUGCGUUCUGGGAGACCAUUUGCGGCGAGCACGGUCUGGAUUUCAACGGUAAUUAUCAUGGUCUUGACGACAUCCAAAAAGCGCGUUUGAACGUGUACUUCAACGAGGCUUCGUCCGGAAAGUGGGUCCCCCGUUCUGUGAACGUUGAUCUCGAGCCUGGUACCAUUGACGCCGUGCGCAACUCCAGAAUCGGAAACCUGUUCAGACCAGACAACCACAUCUUCGGCCAGUCCUCUGCUGGUAAUGUGUGGGCCAAGGGCCACUACACGGAGGGUGCUGAGCUGGUUGACUCCGUGAUGGACGUUGUCAGACGCGAGGCAGAAGGCUGCGAUUCGCUUCAAGGUUUCCAGAUCACACAUUCCCUGGGUGGUGGUACAGGGUCCGGUAUGGGUACGCUGUUGAUCUCUAAGAUCAGAGAGGAGUUCCCAGACAGAAUGAUGGCCACCUUCUCCGUGGUGCCCUCCCCAAAGACUUCCGACACCGUCGUAGAGCCUUACAACGCCACUCUGUCCGUUCACCAGCUGGUUGAGCACUCCGACGAAACCUUCUGUAUUGACAAUGAAGCGCUAUAUGACAUUUGUCAGAGAACACUUAAGCUGAAUCAACCCUCUUACAACGACCUCAACCACCUGGUUUCGUCGGUCAUGUCUGGUGUCACUACUUCUCUACGUUACCCAGGUCAAUUGAACUCCGAUUUAAGAAAACUGGCUGUCAACUUGGUGCCAUUCCCUCGUCUGCAUUUCUUCAUGGUUGGUUAUGCCCCACUAACCUCGAUCGGAUCUCAAUCCUUCAGAUCGUUGAGCGUACCCGAGCUCACGCAACAAAUGUUCGACGCUAAGAACAUGAUGGCCGCUUCCGACCCAAGAAACGGUAGGUACUUGACGGUGGCUGCCUUUUUCAGAGGUAAGGUAUCUGUGAAAGAAGUCGAGGACGAAAUGCACAAGGUCCAAACACGUAAUUCAUCGUACUUUGUUGAGUGGAUCCCUAACAAUGUGCAGACCGCUGUGUGCUCUGUUGCUCCAAAAGACCUCGAUAUGUCCGCAACCUUUAUCGGUAACUCCACCUCCAUCCAAGAGCUAUUCAAGAGAGUUGGCGACCAGUUCGCUGCAAUGUUCAGAAGAAAGGCAUUUUUGCACUGGUACACAAGCGAGGGUAUGGAGGAGAUUGAGUUUUCUGAAGCCGAGUCGAACAUGAACGACCUGGUCAGCGAAUAUCAACAAUACCAAGAGGCCACCGUCGAGGACGACGAAGAGCUUGAAUACGCCGACGAACAGCCUUUGCCUGAAAACUUCGAAUAA